Messenger RNA from Bursaphelenchus xylophilus (pine wood nematode), 2018 nucleotides. The record is from the annotation of a GenBank genome assembly. Lineage: Eukaryota; Metazoa; Nematoda; Chromadorea; Rhabditida; Aphelenchoididae.
AUGUCUUGGUUAUUCGGAGUCAAGCCACAGCCUCCCGUGCCACCUCCACAACCUGAGGGAGGGCAGCAGGGAGCUGCUCCACCUCAGGGUUCAGCGAAGGGAGAUGGGUCUCAAUUCAAUUACUCCUUUGAUUCAACUGCCUUGGAAAGAGCUGCUCGUGCUGCUAAGGAACUGGAGUCUUCUUCCAAUGCGAAACAAGCGUUGGAACUGUCUAGAUUACAAGAGAUCACGAAGCAGAAAGAACUUGAAGUCCAACAGAAGGUAAGAUGUAAUACAUUUCUAUUAAAGUAUUUGUAGCAAAUUGAAGCCCAAAUUGCUUCGAUGAAGGCAGAAGGAGCCCGGUUAGCAGAAGAAGAACGAAGGAAAACUUUACAGAAGGAAACUGAGCAUGCGAAUUCGGUAAGCUGUUUUAUAUUGAUGAGUUCUGUGUUUAGAGAGCUCAAUAUCAAGAUCAACUGGCCAGAAAGCGGGCUGAAGAUGAACUUAAGCUCAAGGCCGCGAUGCAAGAAGAGGCGUUACGGAAGCAGGAGGAGUCAAUUAAGAAACAGGAAGCUCUCAGAAAACAAACAAUUGAACAUGAACUUCAGCUUAGACAUAAAUUAGACCUUGAGAGAAUUCAAGCCGAAGUUCAAGCUAAAGCGAAGGCGGCUAGGGAGAACCGGGAUGUCAAUUUGGAGAUGAUGAAAGCAAGUGAAGAAGAGCAUAGAAAGACAAUAGUCGAACAAAUCAAGUGAGAAUCUGUUUUUGGUCGUCUUUAUUUUCGAUUUUGUUUUAGAACAAGUGGAGCUGUUAUUGGUGCCGGACUUCAAGAGUUUAUAAAUGACAAAACAAAAGUUUUAACAACUGUUGGAGGUCUCACCGCCUUGGCUGUCGGAUGGUACACAGCCAAGAGAGGGACUGGAGUGGUAGCAAAAUAUGUUGAUGCCAGGCUUGGGAAGCCUUCCUUGGUUAGAGAAACCUCCAGAAUAACUCCAUUCGAGUUGGCAAAACAUCCUAUUAAAUCUGUAAAGGGGCUGAUGAGAAGGUCAACCGACCCCUUGGAGGGGGUUGUGUUGAAUGUAAGUUCGUGUGUUCUCUCUAUAGAGCCUCACCAUUAUAGCCUAACCUUGAAGCCCGCCUUCGUGAUGUUGCUAUUACCACUAUGCACACCAAAAGAAAUAACGGAUUAUUCAGAAACGUUCUGUUUUAUGGUCCGCCAGGUACUGGUAAAACCAUGUUUGCCAAGGGGUUGGCCAAGCAUUCUGGCUUGGAUUAUGCCAUUAUGACCGGAGGUGAUGUCGCUCCUAUGGGAAGAGAUGGAGUUUCUGCCAUUCAUAAGGUGUUUGAUUGGGCAGAGAGCUCGAGAAAAGGGUAUGUAUUAAAAUGUAUAUUUCUGGUAGCCCAAAACCCAUUUAACUUUAUUCUUUUUCAGCUUGGUAUUGUUUGUUGAUGAAGCUGAUGCUUUCCUGAGAAAACGAUCGACUGAACAGAUCAGCGAAGAUGUCCGGGCCAUGUUAAAUGCAUUUCUCUACAGAACCGGAGAGCAGAGUCGUCAUUUUAUGUUGAUAUUGGCCAGUAAUCAGCCGGAACAAUUUGAUUGGGCCGUAAAUGAUCGGCUUGAUGAACUUGUUGAAUUCGACCUGCCAGGCCGUGAAGAAAGAGAACGUAUCCUUCUCCAAUAUUUUAACGAAUUCAUUUCCAAACCGGCGACUGAGGGCUCCAGAAAACAACGUCUGAAGAUCGGAAAGUUCGAUUGGAUCAAGAAGAUGGAGGAGAUCAGCAAAGUUACCGAAGGAAUGUCUGGCCGUGAACUCUCCAAGUUGGUAUUGGGAUGGCAGGCAAGCGCUUAUGCUUCAAAAGACGGUUUCCUAACCGAAGAAAUCAUCGAUCGAAACACUAAGGAGACGAUCAAACAGCACGAACGGAAGAUGGAGUGGCUAGCCCUCGAGGGAUUUAAGGCCGGUUCAAAAACUUUGACCCCACCUUCUUUCAAGCACGAAGCCAUCGAAGCCAAGCUUAAGAAGGAGACUGCCUUCUAA